Molecule: messenger RNA, 1890 nt
Organism: Effrenium voratum
Lineage: Eukaryota; Dinophyceae; Suessiales; Symbiodiniaceae
Source: the annotation of a GenBank genome assembly
AUGUGUACUAGUUUUUGCUAUGAAACACUAGACUUGCCCAGGCCAUGUUCCUCAUUUGGAAGGAGGUUUUUUGACCAGGCCUUCCUUUCUUGUGAGGUGCUGGGGAUAGACAAUGGUAUCGGCCUCACGCCACCCCGCGGCUGGCGCUCAUGGAAUGCCUUUGACUGUUUGGAGCCGCGCAGCAUCCUCACCCAGGCGCACGUGAAGGCGCAGAUGGACGCGGUGCUGGACAAGAGUCGGUUGGUGGACGGGAAGCCCACCAGCCUGGCGGAGCUUGGCUUCGAUUGGAUCAGCAUGGACGAUGGCUGGCAGCGAUGCAACUGCAGCGUGCGCCAGGACUUGGAUCCCAAAUUGCCCAAGUGCGACGGCAACCUCUGCUUCGGUGGCCACUGCUCUUGGCACGAUGCAGCCGGCGUGCCAGUGGUGCGGAAGGAUCGAUUUCCCAACAUGAAGGAGUUGGUAGAUUAUGGCCACGCCCAUGAGCUGAAGGUUGGCACGUACCUCAAUACCUGCAUUUGUAACGAACAUGGGUCGCCACACUAUUCGGAAGACGUGAAGUGGAUGCAGGACUUGGGAUUUGAUGGGGUGAAGAUCGACAGCUGCGGCAGCUCCAACAAUGUCACCCGCUGGGCGGAGCUAUUCAACCAGACGGGCAAAGCAAUCCGUAUCGAAAAUUGCCACAACUCGUGGCCUGACUUUGAGACGGGGUUCUGUCCUAUGAACUUCUUCCGUACAGGUGGGGACAUCAGUGCUGACAUUAGCUCCAUACUGAACGAGGCUUAUGCCACGGUCGACGCCGCGGACUUGCCAAAGCCUCGGUCAGGGCCAGGCUGCUGGGCGUACCCGGACAUGAGCGAGGUGGGCAACUUCCAGAGCGGGCCGCACCGAGAGGAUCAAGAGCGGACACACUGGGCGCUUUGGUGCAUUGUGUCAUCUCCGCUGAUACUUGGAUUUGACAUGAACGACACGGCUACCAUGGACCGCGUUUGGCCCACCAUCACCAACAGAGAUGCCCUGGCCAUUUCAGAAGCCUGGGUGGGGAAUCCUGGCACUUUGAUUCGCAGCUACCCCUCGCAGCAUAGCGAGCGGCAGCUGGCGCAGGGCCGCUGCGACGGCAGCGGGCAAUCGGUGGGCUUCAGCUUCAGCGGGGCAAAGCGAGGGAAGCUGGUGGCUCCCAAGAUGGCCAAGGGGCAAGAGCCGCUGUGCGUGACGACACAAAGUGCUCCUUGUCCUCCACCCACGACCUAUGCCCCGGAUGUCCGAUGCGGCCUGAUGCUGAGGAACUGCAGCACUGUGAAGAACCAGUGGAUCUUUGCGGACGGAAGGAUCCAGCUGGAUGACCAGUCGCAAGGGAAGUGUUUGUAUUCAAACCGCAUGGACUUUGACACGACCAAAGGGUACUUCACGAGAAAAGCUGCCACAGUGGGACUCACGGCCUGUCCACAUGCGCAAAAUUUCACCGAGCCCGGCUGUGCAUGGCAGGAGGAGGUGAAGCAGCGACGUGCUUCACGGCCCAAGCCACCAGCGGCCUCGGCUAACACGGACUUCGCGCUGACGCCCAAAGGAGAACUGCAAAACGCCCUGGGCUGCUUGCAUGCUGCGCCGGUGGGCGGCAUUCAGCUUUGGGCCAAGCCGCUCAGUGACUCCAGCACGGCCAUUCUGCUGAUCAACCCCUCGGCGGAGAAUGAGGCACUGGCAUGGCCAGUCGCCGACCUGCCGCAGCGCUUCUCAGGCGCAGAGAAAGGAUUUCGGUGUCAGCCAGCACGUUGUGGAGCGCGCGAUGUUUGGGCAGGGCGCAGAUUUGCGGUGUCAGACGAGAUCCACGUGAGCUUAAAGCCUUGGGGCAGCACUUUCUUGAUUCUGCACGCAGAGGAUACCAUUGCUGUGUGA